AUGAAGAUCUUAAGCCUAAACUUCCUUACCUGUGCGGUGAAGGCCUGCAAAAGCUCCUCAGCUUCGUACCCUCUGCACCCCAAAGACGCCGAGCUGGUACAAGAUGACAUCGAGCUCAACCCACAACUCUUGGUCAAUCUGAUGCCCCGCAUUGAUUGGUCUGCCUUGUCCACGACUGCUACUGAGCUGGGCUUCCCAGCGCUCCCAGCUCAGCCCCCCACGCCGGAAGAGCUCGAGGCCGACGAGCAGAAGCUCAAGGACUUACACAACCUGCUCAUGCAGACGCAGAUCAUGGAGGGAAAGCUGGUGUGUGGAAACUGCGGGCACGAGUAUGCUGUUCGGGAGGGGAUUGCAAAUUUCUUGUUGCCCAGUCAUUUGGUAUGA
Pseudomassariella vexata is the source of this 384-nucleotide messenger RNA. RefSeq lists its product as uncharacterized. The transcript has 2 exons. Gene Ontology annotation, molecular function: protein heterodimerization activity. Lineage: Eukaryota; Fungi; Ascomycota; Sordariomycetes; Amphisphaeriales; Pseudomassariaceae. Gene Ontology annotation, biological process: tRNA methylation; rRNA (guanine-N7)-methylation; peptidyl-glutamine methylation. The coding region runs from base 1 to 384 and encodes 127 amino acids. The record is from RefSeq and is a predicted model, not a curated record.